Messenger RNA from Acanthopagrus latus (yellowfin seabream), 1635 nucleotides. RefSeq names its product NK2 homeobox 4a (gene nkx2.4a). Gene Ontology annotation, biological process: cell differentiation; regulation of transcription by RNA polymerase II. The record is from RefSeq and is a predicted model, not a curated record. Gene Ontology annotation, molecular function: RNA polymerase II cis-regulatory region sequence-specific DNA binding; DNA-binding transcription factor activity, RNA polymerase II-specific. Gene Ontology annotation, cellular component: nucleus. The transcript is spliced from 3 exons. NCBI's taxonomy places the organism in Eukaryota, Metazoa, Chordata, Actinopteri, Spariformes, Sparidae. The coding region runs from base 527 to 1585 and encodes 352 amino acids.
GGCCACAUCAAAAUCACUGGAUGUAAAAGUUAACUACACUGACAACUAUAUUAAUGUGGACUAUAAGCUCUCCUAAGCGUUGCAUGCGGCUAACCAGCUCCAGAUUUUUAUGGGAUCCUAAUGUGGAGGGUCUGUGGACCAGGGUCCUGCUCUCUGACUCAGUAAUCCACAAGGUUGAGAGGUUUGUCUCAUUUACAUAAUGUUAGAGGUCUGGGCCGAGGCCUACCUAUUCUUUGCGCCCUGAAAAGACACCGUGCUGCCGCUGCCAAAAGAGUGGAAAGGCGCACAGAAGUCUGGGCUAUUUACAGGAGUUUUGCUCCGCCCCCUGUGUUUGUCGUAAACCUGGCUCCUGGCUCCAAUAAACCCGGGCUAAGAGCGCCCUGGGCUCGCCUCCUUCUCCAAGGCGAUCAAUAGGAUCUCAGGCGCACUACAAGCACUCUCUUACGUAGACAUCCACCAAGGAGAGAGCCGAUACAACAACACGGUUGAUCUGCUCAAACACAAAAAUCUACCUGCUUUCUGAAUCAUGUCGUUGAGCCCAAAGCACACAACGCCUUUUUCAGUGACAGAUAUUUUGAGUCCAAUCGAGGAGACCUACAAGAAGUUUAGUGCCAUGGACGGCGCAGGGAACCUAACCUCUCCACUGGGAGCCUACCGACAGCCUCAGGUGUCUCAGACCGGCAUGCAACAGCACUCCAUGGGCCACAACGCCACCGUGGCCACCACUUACCACAUGCCGCACACCGUCUCCCAGUUCUCCCACAGCGCAAUGGGGGGAUACUGCAAUGGAAGCAUUGGCAACAUGGGAGACCUCCCGUCGUACCAGGAAAGCAUGCGGAAUAGUGCUGCAGCAACAGGGUGGUACAGCGCCAACCCGGAUCCGAGAUACUCAACAAUUUCUAGAUUCAUGGGACCUUCCACAGGUAUGAACAUGACCGGCAUGGGGGGUCUCACAGGAAUGGCGGACGCCACCAAAUCCAUGCCAGCUCUCCACGCUGCGCCCAGGAGGAAACGGCGCGUCCUGUUCUCGCAGGCUCAGGUCUACGAGCUGGAGAGGAGGUUUAAGCAGCAGAAAUACCUGUCGGCGCCCGAGAGGGAGCACCUGGCCAGCAUGAUCCACCUGACACCGACCCAGGUGAAGAUUUGGUUUCAGAACCACCGGUACAAGAUGAAGCGCCAGGCCAAGGACAAGGCAGCGCAGCAGCUGCAGCAGCAGCAACAGGACGGUAACCUGUGCCAACAGCAGGCGCAGUCUCCGAGGCGCGUAGCCGUGCCAGUUCUGGUGAAGGACGGUAAACCGUGCCAGAACGGCUCGAACACGCCGACACCGAACCAGCAACAGGUACAACAGAGCCAACAACAAAGUCAACAACAGAACGGGGCCGGAGUUGUGCUCGCGUCCCCGACCAGCAGCCUCGGCCAGCAUCAGAGCCAGCAGCAGGUGAACGCUUUGGAGCUGGAGGAGAUGUCGCCCAGCCCCCCCUCACUGCACAGCCAGCUCAACAUGGCCCAGAUAGACACAUCUGCUGUAGAUUACACCAGUAACAUGGUCAGCUCAAACCUCCUCUACGGCAGGACGUGGUAGGACUUACAGUACAGUACUGUCACUUUCCACUUUUUUUAUGUGAACCUGCG